CAUUUGAAUAUCCCAUUCCCACUUCUAGAAAGUUCUUUUUCUGCGGGUAUAUAGAGAGGGAGUGUUCGCCUGAUCUUAACUAUCCACAGGACACAUCCGAAAGAAGAAAUACUGCACAUCUUUGCCAGAAUGAAAAUCACAGACAACAAAAGAUCUCAAGGCUAUUACAGCUCCUGCCGCAAACAAACAGGAUGUGGGUGAGCAACCUCGUAGCUCUUUGCCUGCUGGCUCUCGCGGCCUCGGCCGAAAACAAAAAGCUGAGCAGCCACGCUUCCACGUUGGCCGACAACAGCGCCAACCUGGCAUUUAGUCUCUACCAGAACAUGGCAAAGACGAAAGACACCGAGAACAUCCUGAUCUCGCCUGUGGUGCUGGCCUCCUCGCUAGGAAUGGUUGCCCUGGGUGGGAAAUCAAGCACCGCCUCGCAGGCCAAAACUCUGCUUCGCGCAGACAAACUCAAGGAUGAGCAUCUGCACGCCGGUCUCUCUGAGCUUCUCUCCGAGGUGAGUGACGCCAAAACGCGCAACACCACAUGGAUGAUCAACAACCGCCUAUACGGGCCCAGCUCGGUGGCCUUCGCCGACGACUUUGUGAAAACCAGCAAGAAGCAUUACAACUACGACCAUUCCAAAAUAAACUUCCGCGACAAGAGGAGCGCCGUGAACUCCAUCAACGAGUGGGCGGCCAAGUCAACUGGCGGCAAGCUGCCCGAGAUCACCAAGGAGGUGGUGAACACCGACGGGGCCAUGAUCGUCAAUGCUAUGUUCUUCAAACCUCACUGGGAUCAGAAGUUCCAUGCAAGUAUGGUGGACAACCGUGGUUUCCUGGUGACUCGCUCCUUCACCGUUGCAGUUCCCAUGAUGCACCGCACAGGUCUGUACGACUUCUAUGAAGACAAACAGAACAGUCUCUACGUUCUGGAUAUGCCUCUGGGCCAGAAGCAGGCCUCCAUGAUCCUCAUCAUGCCCUACCAUCUGGAGCCCCUGGCACGUCUGGAAAAAUUGCUGACCAAGACGCAGGUGGAAGCUUGGCUCAGCAAGAUGGAGAAUAAGGCCGUGGCCAUCUCGCUGCCUAAAGUCUCGUUGGAAGUGAGCCACAACUUGCAGAAACAUCUGGCUGAGCUGGGCCUGACCGAGGCGGUGGACAAAGCCAAGGCGGACCUGUCCAACAUCUCUGGAAAGAAGGACCUGUACCUCUCUGACUUCUUCCACGCGUCCGCCCUGGAGCUGAACACGGAAGGCAACCCGUUUGACACCUCCAUCUUUGGCACCGACAGGCUGAGGGACCCAAAGCUUUUCUACGUGGACCACCCCUUCAUUUUCCUAGUGAAGGACAACAAGACAAAGUCCAUCCUGUACAUCGGCCGUGUGGUGCGACCUAACGGAGACAAGAUGCGCGAUGAGCUAUAAUGUUAAUGUCAGCGGGUCGUGUUAUUUUGCCAACGGUAAAAAAAAACGGUGUUGUUUUUCUUUUAAAGACGGUGUUACCUCAGAAACACAUUCCAUUAAGGCAGACCGUGGACUGAAUAUCGGAACUUUUUUAAAACGCACUCCCUCGAUUUGAAUAUAAUACUCCCGCAUAUGAGCCACAUUGAGAUUUUUCUUGCUUAUAUUAAGUGUGACUUCUCUCGCUCCCUCACAGCCUGCUUAAGCAAUGAUCCUUUGGUGCUUUCGUGCAUCGUCUUUAAUGUUUAAAGAUCUUGUUUGGCAGUUCUUUCAAAAAAAAAUCUGAUUCGUCUAACAACCGAGUCUGCAUGUGACAUUUUGGGGUUUAACUUAUGCUUCCACGCCGAGAAAACUCAACCUGUUUAUUGCUGUCCGUGAAAAUGCUGUUGGAAUGGUGUGACUAUGAACAAUUGUCCUUUUUCAAUAAAACUCAGAAAAUGAUAA
Messenger RNA from Hippocampus zosterae (dwarf seahorse), 1889 nucleotides. It is a transcript of the gene serpinh1b, whose product is annotated as serpin peptidase inhibitor, clade H (heat shock protein 47), member 1b. Gene Ontology annotation, biological process: negative regulation of endopeptidase activity; collagen fibril organization. The record is from RefSeq and is a predicted model, not a curated record. The transcript has 8 exons. Gene Ontology annotation, cellular component: endoplasmic reticulum. Gene Ontology annotation, molecular function: serine-type endopeptidase inhibitor activity. Lineage: Eukaryota; Metazoa; Chordata; Actinopteri; Syngnathiformes; Syngnathidae. The coding region runs from base 192 to 1409 and encodes 405 amino acids.